UUGACCCUCUUGGCUUCCCGUACGCGCAACGCCUCUGAGCAGCUGUCAGUUGGGAAGUUGCUGUUAAAGCAGUGCUAGCCUAGCUAGCUGUUUACCGGCUAGCUUGAACCGGGGAGGAUAAAAACAAACAAUGGCGGGCGUGCACCCCCAGGACGACCUGCUGAAAAUGACACACAGAGAAAACUGGAAGGUGCAGCAUGAGCGCCUGCAUGUGAAGCACAGGGGUCACGAGGCCAUGCAUGCAGAGAUGGUGAUGAUCCUCAUUGCCACGCUGGUGGUGGCUCAGAUAGUGCUGGUGCAGUGGAAGCAGCGGCACCACCGCUCGUACAAUCUGGUGACCCUUGUCCAGAUGUGGGUGGUUCCUCUUUACUUCACCAUCAAACUGUACUGGUGGAGAUUUCUGUCCAUGUGGGGCAUGUUCUCCGUCGUCACCAGCUACGUCGUCUUCAGAGCCACACGCAAGCCGCUGUCCCGCAGGACGCCGAGGAUGGUGUACAAGUGGUUCCUGCUGAUCUACAAGCUGAGCUAUGCAGUGGGCGUCCUCGGCUACCUGGCCAUCAUGUUCACCAUGUUCGGCUUCAACGUCUUCUUCAGGAUCAAGGCCGAGGACUCCAUGGACGUGGGUGUGAUCAUGCUGUUUUACGGGCUUUACUACGGCGUCAUGGGCCGAGACUUUGCAGAAAUCUGCUCUGACUACAUGGCUUCUACCAUCGGGUACUACAACAAGGGAGGCAUGCCCAGCAGGAGCCUGACUGACGACAUCUGCGCGGUAUGCGGUCAGAGGAUCCUGGUGGACGUGGAGGAGGAAGGACUCAUAGAAGACACGUACCAGCUCUCCUGCGGACACAUAUUCCACGAGUUCUGCAUCCGCGGCUGGUGCAUCGUGGGUAAGAAGCAGACGUGUCCGUACUGCAACGAGAAGGUCGACUUGAAGAGGAUGAUGAGCAACCCCUGGGAGAAGACGCACGUCCUGUACGGGCAGCUCCUUGAUUGGCUCAGAUACCUGGUUGCCUGGCAGCCCAUCAUCAUCGGGAUUGUCCACGGGAUUAACUUCAGCCUGGGCCUCGAGUAGAGCCGCGAGGAACCCCGCUGGAAGUACGUUGUGGGGAAAAAGUCAAAAAAAAAAAAAAGAAAAUCCGUUUGGCAGCAAACUGUCAAAGUCGGCGCCACACAGGAAGUGAUUCAUGUUGUUGGACUGGACGCUCGUUUCCAGCAGACGGAGGACACGGAGGACGCUGUGAUGCCAAACUGCUGCCGACUGAACGCAAAUAUUCACGCACAGAUCCGGUAUUUGAUCCUUUCAAAACGUUUGACACAAGGAACAUAUGUCGAGUUUGGAACUUACGGAAAUGUCGCCGCAUGUUGUUUUUAUUGUGAUAAACCGUUGCUUUCCUUUGUACUGUAUCCAAAUGCCUUUUUAAACACUUUUAUAGUUUGUUUGCUGGUUCUGCCGACACCACAACACGACCAAACCUGCUGAGCAACUUGAUUACAAAAAGGACAAUUCUCUCCACGUACGUGGUGCAUAUAACCUGUUUACAUCUCAUGUAACUUUACUUUAUUGCAAAAGUUUUGUUUGUUUUGUUUUGUAUGAAGCUAAAGUCGAUGCUAAACGGUCGACUUCUUGUAGCAGCUGGAGUCAGAAUGUGACGAUUAUGUUUUACCGCCGCAUCCUUCAUCAUGUGACCGGAUUCUAAGUUGGGGCUGAACGAUUUAGAAAACAAUAUCUGAAUGCAUUUAUUAUGAUGCUCGAAUCAGACGGGAUUAUCAUGUUGACUUGAUUAUUCAUUGGAGAACGUGAUUAUGGUGUGAAUGAUUAUGAAGAUGUUCAGUGUAGGACGUCUCUGCAGCGCCACAAUAUUUAAUUAUAAAAGGUAUUUCGAUAUGUUAAUUGUGCAGCCCUGAUUUAAGCGUCACGUACACUCCGCUGUUCUCCCAACAUAACGACGCUCAUCCCGCGACACGAAGAAAACGUUCUUUUGCCAAAUCAUGUUGACAUCGCUUUUGUUAUCAAGAAAACUGCUGCUGAUAAUAACUUUGUAUUUAUUAAAUAUUAGUAAAACAUCA
Molecule: messenger RNA, 2067 nt
Organism: Cottoperca gobio
Lineage: Eukaryota; Metazoa; Chordata; Actinopteri; Perciformes; Bovichtidae
Product: RING finger protein 175-like
Exons: 9
Coding region: 131-1072 (313 amino acids)
Biological process (GO): ERAD pathway
Cellular component (GO): endoplasmic reticulum membrane; Golgi membrane
Molecular function (GO): metal ion binding; ubiquitin protein ligase activity
Source: RefSeq, a predicted model, not a curated record